CCUGAUGGGGCAAUCAGAGAAACCUCUGCCACACUUGAUUGGGUCCUUCGCUUCACUCAAAAAUUAAGAAAAGACAAAUAUUUCUUUCUCCAAGAAGAUGCAAAACCCCUGUUGAAAUCAGAGGAAAGCAAGACAUUUCUUCAUUUUGCAUUUUUCCCAAAGGAACUCUGAUGAUCUGAUUAUUUUACAAGGAGCAUUCCCACAAAGAGCCACUGGGGGAAAAUGCAAUGGAAAGUUGAAACAGAACUUAAAUCUUAAUGUACAGUGUUAGAGAAAGCAUUCCAGACUCCAGUUUUGCAGUCAAGAAAAAGCUUCAAGGACAGAUCUUGGCAGGAAAACACAGUCUACCUAGAGAGAAAACAAGAUGUCCUCGGAAGUGUUUUUAGCUAUUCUGCUCUGCACAGCUCUGAUUCCCCUCCAUGCUCAAAAUGAUGAAGACCUAAUUCCUGGAGCUUCUUCCUGUGCAGAUAAGACUGACUGCCCCAUCAGGGUGUAUUUUGUGAUUGACACAUCUGAGAGCGUUGCCCUGCAGACGAUCCCCAUUGAGAGUUUGGUGAAACUUGCCAAGAAUUUUGUUCAUGAAUUCAUCCGAAUGCUGGAGAAUGAGUUCUAUCAGGGUCAAGUGUCCAUGACUUGGCAAUACGGGGGACUCCACUUUUCCGAUGUGGUGAAAAUCUACAGUACUUUCACCAAUGACAAGAAUGCAUACCUCAAGAAGUUGGAUGAUAUUCAGUACAUCGGCCGAGGCACAUUCACAGACUGUGCCCUCUCUAACAUGACCGCACAGAUACUUUCCAACACAGCCCCAGGGGUGAAUUAUGCGGUUGUGAUCACUGAUGGCCACGUGACAGGAAGCCCCUGUGGAGGGAUGAAGCUGCAAGCUGAAAGAGCACGAGAUGCAGGAAUCAAGCUCUUUGCGGUGGCCCCCAGCAGAAACAUCUAUGAACAAGGGCUCCGAGAGAUUGCCAGCUCCCCACUUGAACUUUACCGUAACAACUAUACCACCACACAGAAAGAUGGUAUUGAUGUAGAUACCAGCACUGCUAAGAGGAUCAUCCAAGUUAUGAAACAUGAAGCCUUUGCCGAGUGCUAUAAAAUGAGCUGCCUAGAAAUUGAAGGCCCAUCUGGUCCAAAGGGCUUUCGAGGACAAAAGGGUGCAAAGGGUAACAUGGGAGCCCCAGGAACUCCUGGGCUGAAAGGACGGCAGGGAGAUCCAGGAAUUGAAGGUCCAAUUGGAUAUCCUGGUCCCAAGGGUAUUCGUGGUCUAAAAGGAGAAAAGGGAGAGUUUGGAGGAGAUGGAAGGAAGGGAUCUUCUGGCUUGGCUGGAAGGAAUGGUACUGAUGGACAGAAGGGUAAACUGGGACGUAUUGGACCUCCUGGCUGCAAAGGUGAUCCAGGCGACAGGGGUUCUGAUGGCUAUCCUGGAGCUCCUGGAGAUCAAGGACUACCAGGGGAUGAAGGGAUAAAGGGUGAUCCUGGCCGACCUGGCCGCAGUGGACAACCUGGGCUGCCUGGAGAUAACGGAGCCAGGGGACCAAAAGGUGUUAAUGGAACUCUUGGCACUCCUGGAAUCAAGGGAGGCAAAGGAAGCCCUGGAUCUCCUGGACCCAAAGGAGAGCCUGGUCGUCGUGGUGAUCCUGGAACACAGGGGGGCGCUGGUACUCCUGGAUCCAAGGGGGAAAAAGGAGAUCCUGGCUCUGAAGGACAAAGAGGACUACCAGGAGAAGUUGGAAACAAAGGAGGACAGGGAGAGCGAGGAUUGCCUGGCCCAAGGGGUUCCCAAGGUGGUGUGGGAGAACCAGGAAAAACUGGCUCACGGGGAGAUCCUGGUGAUACAGGUGUAAGGGGUGACCCAGGACCUUCAGGACCAAAGGGUGAUCGAGGAAGACCUGGCUUUAACUACCCUGGUCCCAGAGGACUGCUGGGUGAGAAAGGGGAGAAGGGGGUCCAAGGACCAGAGGGUACACGAGGUGACUUUGGACCAAAAGGCCCUCCGGGAUCGAAAGGAGUAAAAGGUGAACCUGCUGAUCCUGGCCCACCAGGUGAACCUGGACGCAGAGGACCACCAGGCCCAGCAGGCCCUGAGGGUGACCCGGGCCCUGGUGGAGAUCCUGGACUAACUGACUGUGAUGUGAUGACCUACAUCAGAGAGACUUGUGGCUGUUGUGACUGUGAAAAGCGAUGUGGCCCCUUGGACAUAGUCUUCAUUAUCGACAGUUCAGAGAGUAUUGGCUACACCAAUUUCUCCUUGGAGAAGAACUUUGUCAUCAAUGUGGUGAGCAGGCUUGGUUCUAUUGCCAAGGAUCCAAAAUCCGAGACAGGUGCCCGUGUUGGGGUGGUGCAGUAUAGCCAUGAAGGGACUUUUGAAGCCAUCCAGCUGAAUGACAAGCGCAUUGACUCCCUCUCCAGUUUCAAAGAGGCAGUGAAGAAGUUGGAGUGGAUUGCAGGAGGCACCUGGACCCUCUCUGCACUUCAGUUUGCCUACAAUACACUCAUCAAACAAAGCCAGAGAGAAAAAGCUCGAGUGUUUGCUGUGGUGGUGACUGAUGGGCGGCAUGAUCCUCGAGAUAAUGACUCCCACUUGCAGACGCUCUGCGUUGGUGGCGUGACUGUCAAUGCCAUUGGGAUUGGAGACAUGUUCAACAUGCCAGAAGAAGAUGAGACCCUGCGCUCAAUAGCCUGUGAUAAGAAGGAGAACGUCCAGAAAAUGAAGUUGUUUACAGAGUUGGUUGCAGAAGAGUUCAUUGAUAAAAUGGAGCUUGAACUCUGCCCAGAUCCUCAGAUUGUCUGCCCUGAUCUGCCCUGCCAAACAGAUGGGAGGAACCCUGGGAUCGAAAACCCAGUUAUUUUCCGCCCUAUGGAAGAGGGAGUCAAGAUAACUUUUCCCAGCACCAAACCUAUGAUCGCCCAGUUCCUGAACUCCACGAGGGAGAUCCAGGACUCCAACAUGUACACCCAGCUGGUGGCCACCUUGGCCUAUACUGCCGAAAAAGCCAAGUUUGCCACUGGACAGGAGCGGCAGGAGUGGAUGGACUUGUUCAUUGAUACCUUUAAAAUGGUGCACAGUGAGAUUGUGGGUGAUCCAGAGACUGUAAUAGCCCUUUGCUGAAACCGUGCUACUGCUGCUGAAAAUAAGACUUGCUCCUGCCUGCAAAGCAUAUAGCUUGUCAGAACAGUCACUUUAGUUGUAGAAAUCUUACUGGAACGCUCAUCAGUGCUAGGAGGCUGCUCUCAAAGAAGCUUCUAGAUUAGGAAAAUCCUGAAAUGUCUGCCUCAAGGGCUCCUGAGGCUUAUACUCAGCUUUGCUUCCAAGCCGAUGCAGUGGCCCUUGGCAGAGGAGAAUCCUAGCCAGUAUGCUUCCAGAGAACACAGGCACUGAAUGUUAAUACUAGAGCUGCCCAAGUCCCUUCCCUAGACAUCAGGCUGAGCUGAUGAAAUUGCACAUCUUCCCCAACCUAGUGCACUCCAACUGUUUAAGAGCCCAAACCCUAAUAUGUCUUGUCAGUGGUCCCAAGGUUGUCGAAAGAAAUCUAAGGGAGAAUACACUAUCCUUGUUUUUUCUGGAAAAGUGUAGACGACAGCCAUAUGAUAGCAUGUAAAAGCCUAUCACAUGCUGGCUCUAACUGCAUGGCAGUUCUAGUCUUUCAUCAUCCCAUAAGCUAAGAAACUCCUUGGCACAUACUUAGAGGUGACUGUUUCUCCGCAGUUACCGUUGCCACAGGAAACAUGUCUGGGUGCUCUGCUGUAGUCUGUUUCUGUCCUGAAUUGAGAGCAUUGCCAGCAUAUGUGUUUGGCAGAAAUUAGCUUUUAUUAAUAUAUUGUUAGCUAUGUGUGUUCAUUUAGCUAUGGACUAGCUAUAAAUUGAUCUCUUUGUCUGUCUUUUUAAUUGCAAUAGCUUUUCUAGCUAAUGCAUGGAAACAACAAUCCCCAAGAAAUGUUUACUUUCUUCAAUUCUAAAGGUAAAGGACCCAAAUGGAAGUGUUUUAAACACAUAAUCCAUACAUUCCAAAGGCUUUUCUUUUUUUUUUUCAGGGAAGCCCUGCCCAAAUAAUUUAUUUUCUGUGUGUCUUCACCAUAAGUCCCCCUGCUUUUGCUUCCCUUAAAAAUAAGCCUUUGACUCUAGCUUCCCAAAUCAAUUGCCCACCUCUAGUGCAAGGGCCUCGCUUCGCUAAGACUUGUACUCUCUGUGUUUGGUCUUGUUCUUCUGUUUUGUUUGUUUCAUACAUGGGGAUUUUCAAAUUUUGUACAUUUUUGUUUUCUAACCUAGAUAGUAAUAUCCAUAGAACCAGGGGGAAAUUGUUGAUGGAAGCCAAUAACCCAGCAAGUGGACAGUUAUAGAGAAAGAGUAAAAUAUUUAAUGCAAAAGGAACAUUUUUCUCCUUGUGAUCAUUAUUUCCAUGUUCGGCCAACUUUUUGUGAGCUGAGAUCUAUAUAAAAUCCAUCGAGAGUUUACAAUCAGAUCUAGAUAUGCUGUACAAUGCUAGCAAGAGAAUUAAGCUAUGCUUCUGUGUAAUAUUAUAUUUGCAGAUGUAUGUGAUGUAACAGAGGAGGUAUGGGGAUGUUAAACCAUUCUCUACAAAGAAAUAUCAGAUUUGUAAUACUUCUGCUGUGGAGGCUGGGGCAGUUGCACACCCAUCAGCCUACAUUUUUAAAAAUCUUGGCCUUAGACACUUAACCAAUCCAGUAUUAGGAUUUUCAUCUUGUUUCAUCAUUGUUAGGCCUGGACCAGUGAAAAAGAGUCAGGGUGCUUCUAAAAAUAUUGACAUUUUCUCCAAGCAUUGAUUUGUUUUAUUAUUUUUAGUAAACAAAUGAUAAGAAGCAGUAAGAACUAGAUGGUCGGCAAAGGAUCCACUCAGGCAACUGGGUUUCACCUGGUCCUUGCCAUUUGUAACUGCAAGAUUCCAUAUUGGCUGUCUGAUUCUAGCACAGCAAACCGAGGUCCAGCCUUGUGCAGGUUUCCCUUCUUCAGUUUCAGCUACAUGGAGAUAAACAGAGGAGUACAGUAAGACAGAAGUCACACCAAUUUUACCCUACAAAAAGACCUUCCUUUCCUUUAAGCUUUAAGGUGUCUGUCCAUAUCACUGGCGCAGGUCUUGUGCCUAGACCAACUCAGAGUACAUGCCAAUACAGAUUCUGUAUUUAUGAUUUCUGAGGUUUGCAGGACUAUGUAGCCUUGAGCUCUGAAUAUACAUGGACGCACCCAUAAGACUGGAAUCUUAGGGAAGACUUUUAAAAAGGCUUCUUCCCACACUAGCAAAAAAUGGACCUGCUUGUGUGACUCCACUCUAAGCUUUGAGCACAUAUGUUGUAUAUCAUUUAUAUUGGACAGAAUGCUGUAGUCAUAUAAAAGACAGAGCUGGCAGUGUAUCCCAUACCCUGAAUUGUAUAAUAUACAUGAAUGAAAUAGUAUUCCGAUUAAAGCUUUGAUGUAAAGAGA
Molecule: messenger RNA, 5437 nt
Organism: Varanus komodoensis (Komodo dragon)
Lineage: Eukaryota; Metazoa; Chordata; Lepidosauria; Squamata; Varanidae
Gene: COL6A2
Product: collagen type VI alpha 2 chain
Exons: 30
Coding region: 365-3109 (914 amino acids)
Source: RefSeq, a predicted model, not a curated record